UAGAGGAGUGCCAUGUCAGAGAUGGUCUCUGCCCCUCUUUAUCUCAUUUCCUUACAUUUGGCUCCUUACUUGCCCCCAGAGUAAUUGACUGAGCUUGGGCAGAUUGUCACCCCCUUUCCAUACAUCCCUUUCCAUAAAACCUCAUUGGCCUAUGUGCCAAGAGAAGAUGAAUUGAUGAGUUUUUUCAUGGCCCUCCCUCUGCUCCCAUGUAACAGGGAAGGGACUUCAGUUGUUACCAAGUAGUGAAACCUCCUGAUUUUACAGAUGCAGCAACCAAACUCUCACUAGCAAAAAUAAGAGACUUGCUCAGGAUGCCAUAUCAGGAACUAAUGCAACCAGAACCUGGGGCCAAUGGAACAGCUGUUACUGAAUUCAUCCUGCUGGGCUUGGUGGAGACACUGGAGCUCCUACCAGUUGUCUUUGUGCUCUUCCUCUUUGCCUACCUGGUAACAGUUGGGGGCAACCUGAGCAUUCUGGCAGCCAUCUUGGUGGAGCCCAAACUCCACACCCCCAUGUACUUCUUCUUGGGGAACCUGUCAGUGCUGGACAUUGGAUGUAUCACUGUCACUGUUCCCUCAAUGCUGGGUCGUCUGUUGACCCACAAGCGUGCUAUUCCUUAUGGAGCUUGCCUCACACAGCUUUUCUUCUUUCAUCUCCUGGUUGGUGUGGACUGCUUUUUGUUGACAGCCAUGGCCUAUGACCGAUUCCUGGCCAUCUGCCGGCCCCUCACCUAUAGCACCCACAUGAGUCUGAUGGUCCAGGGGAUUUUGGUGGCUGUGUCCUGGGCCUGUGCCUUUACCAAUGCAUUGACCCACACUGUGGCCAUAUCCACACUCAACUUCUGUGGUCCCAAUGUGAUCCAUCACUUCUACUGUGACCUCCCACAGCUCUUCCAGCUGUCCUGUUCCAGCACCCAACUCAAUGAGCAGUUGCUCUUUGCUGUUGGUUUCAUAAUGGCAGGUACACCCAUGGCUCUCAUUGUUACCUCCUAUGCCCACGUGGCAGCUGCCGUUUUACGAAUCCGCUCAGUGGAGGGCAGGAAGAAAACCUUCUCCACAUGUGGUUCCCAUCUCACUGUGGUCGCUCUAUUCUAUGGCUCAGGUAUCUUUAACUACAUGCGACUAGGUUCAGCCAAGCUUUCAGAUAAGGAUAAAGCUGUUGGAAUUUUUAACACUGUCAUCAACCCCAUGCUCAACCCAAUCAUCUACAGCCUCCGGAACCCUCAUGUGCAGGGUGCCCUCUGGCGGGUGAUCACAGGGAAGCGGUCACUGAUUUGAUAAGCGGUGCAGUGUCACUUCCUCCUUUUCUUUUUGGAAUAAGAAAUCCUUUGGAAUAAGGACCAAUCCUCUGGAGCCAAUGGCUAGAACAAAUGAUCCAGAAUUGCUUUUAUCUCUCUGAGCAUGAUAAUUUUUUUUGGAGGUGAUAAUAGUUAUUGUUUUUCAAAGAAGCCCUGCCUAGUUAUAGGCAAUGGGUAUGUAAAUUAAUGCUAGGUCAGGUCACUUGACAAAUUACAACUUCAGUCAUCAACUGCUCCCUAUGCUGGGUAGAAGUGAAACCUAGGAAUGCUUACAGGUUCAUAUCCCACAGGGAAUGGCUUUUUGGUUGGUUAGAUUUUGGGUUUCCAAAAAUAUCCCUGCAGAUUUCCCCACCAGGGGGUCAUCUGAUUCCCUCAGGUCCAGGUAUGGUUGGUCUGUUUAUAAAACUUAGGUCUAGAGGUUAGGAUUUUCUCUCUCUCAUCAGCCUGCUACAAGACUGAAAGAGCGGCUCGUCUCUUUCCCAUCACAGAGAUGCCCUGGCAGACAGAGGAAACAGAUGGGGAGCUGUGCUGUUAUGUGUUCUCUGGUAACUCCUGAGAGCAUGAUUGCCAUGUGCACAACUUUGAAACUCCAUUAACAGAUAUGAUACCUCUUAUAAUACCAUGAUGAAUUUUCCUCAUCUUUCCUGACUCAUAUGUUUCAAAUCUUUGAAAAGCUAAGCAUUUAUAAUCUGAAUAUUAUUUCAACACUAACUGUUCUCUAGAAUACUCCAUAUGAAUUUCCCCUCUAAAUUCUUACUCUCAGUCCCCUAUGGGUUGUGUUAGCUAAUACAACCCAUAUCUGUAAAUACAAGUCUGUUGUAUUUGGCGAUGUCUCACCUUAAGUUUCUGUUUUCAGUGGGAAAGUACGCCUCUAACUUAGAACUCUAUCUUAUCUUGUG
This is a messenger RNA of Phyllostomus discolor (pale spear-nosed bat), 2196 nucleotides long. Its product is annotated as olfactory receptor 3A1. Gene Ontology annotation, biological process: G protein-coupled receptor signaling pathway. Gene Ontology annotation, molecular function: olfactory receptor activity; G protein-coupled receptor activity. NCBI's taxonomy places the organism in Eukaryota, Metazoa, Chordata, Mammalia, Chiroptera, Phyllostomidae. Bases 312 to 1277 code for a protein of 321 amino acids. Gene Ontology annotation, cellular component: membrane. The transcript has 2 exons. The record is from RefSeq and is a predicted model, not a curated record.